This is a messenger RNA of Chlorella variabilis, 345 nucleotides long. RefSeq lists its product as hypothetical. The coding region runs from base 1 to 345 and encodes 114 amino acids. The transcript has 6 exons. The record is from RefSeq and is a predicted model, not a curated record. NCBI's taxonomy places the organism in Eukaryota, Viridiplantae, Chlorophyta, Trebouxiophyceae, Chlorellales, Chlorellaceae.
AUGCCGACGCGCAGGAGCUCUAAACUGGUCUGGUUGCUGCUGAUUGUGGCCUUCGCAUCCCUCUGGCCUGGCACACAUGGUGCUAGGCACCCUCUGAGCACCAUGCCCAAGCAUGCACCAGCGCCAGGUGUAUCUCACAAUGGCUCAGCAAACGCCCGGGACCUCGAUGCCACAUUAAGGUUUUAUGUGUGCAUAGACAUGCUAGCGUGUGUCCUUCUGACCUGCUUGCAUUGUUAUGUGCCUUCUAGUAUUCCAUCCGCUGCUGAGCGCCCUGCAGCCCCAGCCCCGGCACCGACCGCCGCCCCAGCGGCACUGGCGCCUGCUGCCGGCCGCGGCCGCGGCUAA